AUGGCUUCGGGCGAUCCGGAUAUUUAUUUAGUUGAACCCACACCAUUAACUUUUGAAAUAGAUGAAGAAAACAUUGACCAAGGUUUUAUUUUCAUAUUUUUAGAAAACAUAGAAUAUGAAACCAUAAGUUGUGACUUCGUUGGAGAUGAAAAUAUAGAUGAAAGUGUAACACUUGAUGUAAGUACUACACCUAGUGAAGGUCAAGGUCAACAAAUUCGCAAGCCUGCUAAUGUAAGGGACUCAAGGUUAGGUUCAAAAAGUUUAAAAACUCCACGAAUGGUGAAACAAAAGCUUACUAGUCAGUUACAGGCAGCUAGAAAUUCUUUUAAUACAAUAGCAGAAAACCAAGCUGAUGCUAUGACAUUGAUGGCAGAUUCUCUAUCGGUAAUUGAAAAUGACCAAAAGAUGAUGUAG
Rhopalosiphum padi (bird cherry-oat aphid) is the source of this 414-nucleotide messenger RNA. RefSeq lists its product as uncharacterized. The record is from RefSeq and is a predicted model, not a curated record. The coding region runs from base 1 to 414 and encodes 137 amino acids. The transcript is spliced from 4 exons. NCBI's taxonomy places the organism in Eukaryota, Metazoa, Arthropoda, Insecta, Hemiptera, Aphididae.